AUGGAGAAACAGGAAACUCCAUUCCCCGCAAAUACCCGCCCCAAGACCCCGCGACGCGACCGGGUCCUCACCAAGAUCGCUGCUGGGUUGGGUGUCAUCUCACUCGUUUUGCUGGCUCUCCGAUGGAUCCCCGUCCCCGUUUCCAGCUUGAAUUUUCAUGGGUGCCAUCGACAUGGAAAAUCUGUACAUGAAAUACCGCCCCCAAAUGCCGCGGAGGUACCCCUUGAUGGCGUCUCAGACCAAACUAUCAACCAACGCGUGCCUUUUGAGGCUCAUAUUAUGAGCAAAUGUCCAGACGCACGAGACUGCAUCCGGCAACUUGUCGUGCCGGCGAUGGAGCAGAUCAGCGACAAGGUUGAUUUCCAGCUGUCGUUCAUCGCAAGUGUGUCCAAUAAAUCGUCGGAUGUAGAGUGUAAGCAUGGGCCCGCCGAGUGUAUCGGCGAUAUGCUCAUGCUCUGCGCUGCAAAUCUCCCCUUCCCGCCCAAGAGCCAAACUGCACAAAGCUCUGGUUCUCGAACCCCUGUCAUCCGAUCUCUUGGCUUUGCGACCUGCCUUAUCACUGACUACACAGAGAUUCCCGAUAGGUCGUUGGUGGAGCAAUGUGCCUUGGAACACGGUAUUGAUUUCGAGGCCUUGAAUGAAUGUGCCAGUGCGGAGGAUGAUGGCUUUUUCAGCUCCGCUGACGACGAGCCCCGCAGCGGUGUUGCGCUUCUUCGGAAUAGUGCUCUUCAUAGCGCGGAGCUUGGCAUUCAAACCAGCUGCACCGUUCGUCUAGAUGAUGCUGUGUGGUGCGUCCGGGAUGAUGGGGUUUGGAAGGAUUGCGCUAAGGAAGGGAAUGCCAGUAAAGUGUCGGUGCUUGUCCAAGAGAUCGAAAGGCUCUGGAAGCAGAGAAAUUGA
This is a messenger RNA of Aspergillus ochraceoroseus IBT 24754, 897 nucleotides long. RefSeq names its product GILT family protein. Lineage: Eukaryota; Fungi; Ascomycota; Eurotiomycetes; Eurotiales; Aspergillaceae. Gene Ontology annotation, molecular function: oxidoreductase activity, acting on a sulfur group of donors, disulfide as acceptor. The transcript has 3 exons. The coding region runs from base 1 to 897 and encodes 298 amino acids. The record is from RefSeq and is a predicted model, not a curated record.